AUGUCAGGAAGUAUUGGAAUUAUUACAGCCAUCGGUGUAUCGGCAGUUCUUGGAUGGUUUCUUAUUCUCGGAUUGCUCUUCUCUAUACAAAAUUUGGACGGAACCUUAGACUCGGCAACCGGACAGCCUGUGACCCAAAUCUUCUUGGACACUGUUGGUGAGAAGGGAGCAAUCGUACUUAUGGUCAUAGUCAUUGGUGCUAUGUACUUUUGCGGGACAUUCUCUAUUACAUCCAAUUCAAGAAUGACUCUGUAUGCUUUUGCUCGUGACGGUGGCAUUCCGGGCCAUCAAUUUUUCGCCAAAGUCAAUCCACAAUGGAAAUCUCCUAUUAGAACUGUAUGGCUUGCGUGCACAUUGAGCUUCAUUCUUGGUUUACCAAGUUUAGGGAGCUUGGUUGCAUUUUCGGCAGCGACAUCUAUUGCUACUAUUGGGCUUUAUAUAUCCUACGGCAUCCCAAUUGCUCUCCGUGUUAUAUACCGUGACCAGUUUAUUCGGGGACCAUUUCAUCUGGGGAAAUUCUCUUAUCCUGUGGCUGUUGUGGCCGUUCUAUGGGUAGUGUUUAUCUCUAUUGGUUUCAUUCUUCCGCAGGUCAACCCCGUCGAUUCCCAGACACUUAAUUAUUCUAUCGUCGCAGUAGGCAUAAUUAUGGUGUAUAGCUUGGGCUUUUGGGUGCUCAGCGCCCGAAACUGGUUUAUCGGACCAGUGCAACAAAUCGCAGCUGAAGAGAUGGGUAUCGAUGUUAUGGAUCCCUCCAAGGCCCAAGUGUUUGAGAAAGAUAAAGCCGCAGUUGCAUAG
Psilocybe cubensis is the source of this 795-nucleotide messenger RNA. RefSeq lists its product as uncharacterized. The transcript has 6 exons. Gene Ontology annotation, cellular component: membrane. The coding region runs from base 1 to 795 and encodes 264 amino acids. The record is from RefSeq and is a predicted model, not a curated record. Lineage: Eukaryota; Fungi; Basidiomycota; Agaricomycetes; Agaricales; Agrocybaceae. Gene Ontology annotation, biological process: transmembrane transport. Gene Ontology annotation, molecular function: transmembrane transporter activity.